AUGUGGGCUCGACGCCUUGGUGUUCCGCAUCUAUGGCCGUCUCGAGUGAAGGUGUUCUUCCUUGCAAUUUUGACGUCCGUCUUUAAUUUCAGCGUGUUCCAAUACCUGCACAAUGCCAACGUGGCGUAUCUGAACUUGGCAUCGCCAUCUUCCAACGAGAUCGUGUGCAAGCUACCGAGGGAGGAGUGCGCUAGCAAUCCAGAUCCGGCAAGAUGCACCGUGGACUUGGAGGAGGACCAGUUUCCCCAGUUUCAACUCAAGGUUCCUCUGCAGCACACGGGCCCAAGCAAAAACUUGGUGAAGUGUUUCAUGGCAGUUCCUUCGGAAGCCCCUCCUUGGGCCCCUUGGGUGAAGAGCUUGCGCCGCCUGCGAGUUCUUCUCUCCGAAGAAAGUGACAUCGCCCGAGGCCUCUUGGACGCAACCGGCAGCCGGGCCCAGGAUGGCUUUGUGAGUAGCGACGAGCCGGAGAUCGAGAUUCCAGACCGCGAGCUUUCGAACCAUGAUAGCCUUCGCGAGAAGCAGCUGAAGCUCGCACUGGCAGAGCUGCUCGAGUCGAGCGAGUCUCAGGAAAGACAGGAGGUCGGACUCCUUGCUGAGUCUGCACUGGACUUGGUUCGCGUCUACGAAAAGCAGAGUCGCUGUGCACAGCUCGGCUCAGAUGCGAGCGACGCAGCAAAAGCCGAGCAGUGCAGAGCCAUGGAUGCCCAAAAGGCAGCUCUUCUGGCAGCACGAAUGGCCCUGAAGGACCGGGAAUGGGCCCUUGUCGAAGCCAAGCAUCGUGCCCAGCAGCUGGAGGAGGAGCGCUUGCAGCAGGACUGCCGCAUCCGAGCCUUGCAGACAGCCCUUGACAAGGCCGUUUCGUCAAGGACGGAGGCUGAGAAGCGUCACCUGGAAGCAUAUUCUACAGCUGAUGCGGAGGCGGCCGAACAAAGAGGCGAGCUGAGGAGGCGGCUUUCAGCUGCUGAGGUCGCCAGGGACCAGGCGAUGGCUGACCUUGCUGCUGUUGAGGAGCGCAUUGAAGAAGUGCGCCGGUUGGCCGAUCGGCGGGAGGAGGACUUGCUCGCACAAUUGGCCGCUCGGGAAGCAGAGCUGGAGGAGCUCCGCAACAAACCUGGGAACGGCACGGGUUACCCAAGCGAAGCGCCGCCGGACCUGCCGAGCGAGGCGCAGGAGCCUGCCAUUCCCCGCAAGAAGCCCAGCUUCCAUCUUCAGGGAAUGCCCACUGGAGGCUUGACGGAAGAGUCGCACAUCCAGGGAGUGGGCAUGGUCAUGGCUACUCCGCGAUUGCACUACGACCCUCGGCCUGUGCCCGCGCCACCGAAGUCGGGGCCAGCGGACACGAGGCAAGCCAAGAAAUCUGCAAGCGCAGCAAUGCCAAUGGAUCUCAAAUCCUUAGGGAAGCUGCUCAGCGGCGGCGGCAUGCUCGGAAAGCCACAAUCCCUGGCUUCCCCUUCGGGCCAUGUCCGGGGAUUUGGGAAGCCUCCACACCGUGAACGUGGGGUUUCUGCAUUUCCUGCUCUGGAACGAUGUGCUUUGCAGGACCUGGCCUUGCUUGCGGAAGACCAACGACCAUUUAUCUUGUCGAUUCCGAACAUGAAGUAUGCCACUCCAUGUUUGUGGGAUUGCUUGACAUGUGUGCGUGGACGGCGGCAGACGCGGCGAAUUUGGUCGCAGAAUCGCUGCACCCUUGCUUUGCUGGUCAUGCUCUGGUCGCUUUUCCAAGCCGUUGCUUUCAUGGUGGUGAUGUACCCUUUCUCACUGUUAGUGUGUGUCUAUGCUCCCGUCAAGAUGUCGCGUAUCAUGGUCUUCCUGUCGUCCAUACUCUGCGCAAUGUGGGCCGUGGUGUUUGUGGUGUUCACCUCUCUCGUCGACACCCACGCGUAUGCGGUGCUGUGGGGCGUAUCCGAGCCUGGCUCCGACACCAGCUGCCUGUGCCUCUGCGAGUUUCCUCUCAGCAGGCCAGUGGUGUUGCGGAUCGUGGUUCUUGGGAUUGGCGUGUGCUGGCACUCGAUCAAUCUGACUCUGCGAGCCUUGAAAGGGCUUAGGCGUGCACAAUGGGCCAAUAUGUUCAGCGUCCUGUACUCUGUUCCUGUGGAAGCGUUUCCCGUUGUGUGGGAGCGGCCUCAGGAGGCGGGCGGAGGCCCUGUGAAGUGGCGAACGGAGGGCGAGGCUAUGCAGUCGGAGCCGGCCUUCGACCCCUUCUGCCUGAUGGACGAGCAGCCGGAAAGUGCCUGGACUCGGGCCAUCAUUGCACCGGUGCCGGUCAAGGAUGAUUCACGCUUGAGUGUAUGGGAGCCAUACUUGGGCACGCUGGACAUGGAGAUCGGCUGGUGUGGGUUUCCACGCCCGGUGGGUGGCGCAUGGGAAAGGGACACUGACUGCGAGACCGACUCUUUGAAAACCAAGGAGGAGGUGGACUCUGCAGUGCAGGAAGUGGGAAGCACCUCAUCCUGCAGAUCUGACCAAAGCUGUCAGAACGGCACGCCGCAAGGCAUUUGGUCCCGGAAGGUCAAGAAGCGGCCCCCACCUAUGCUUUUCCUCCACACAGAGGUUGAGGAGGACGAGGAGGAUGAAGAGAUGGCUGCCGCUGGUGAUGCGUUCCAAGGUUUGCAAGACUGGGACGUCGAUCUCGGCAUCAACGGCAGCAGGCCUGCUUCAGCCUCCAACACCUUCCAUCGGCGACUCUCGGACGCCCAGGACAUCUUUCACAUGGGAGGCCUGGCAGACCCGCGUCCGCCUACUCCAGCUUCUGGUGCGUCGGGGCCGCCCUCUGCUUCUGCGUCGCGGCAGCCAACGCCAACUGAACAGAGCCAGAGAAGUGCUCCAAGUAUCGUGGGGAGAAGGCUGCUGACCCCAGUUGGCCAUGCCUCCGCCCCAGAAACUUGCAAUGCCUCGGCGAGAAGAUGA
Molecule: messenger RNA, 2907 nt
Organism: Symbiodinium natans
Lineage: Eukaryota; Dinophyceae; Suessiales; Symbiodiniaceae
Source: the annotation of a GenBank genome assembly